AUGAAUGGCACACAGUCAUCGAACUGCUUCGAUCCUACAGCAAUAAAAGUCGGUUACACCGUCACUUACUUCCUCUUACUCGUGGUUUCGUUGGCUGGAAAUAUUCUCGUUGGGAUAAUUGUCUUCAAGACGAAACGCAUGAGAAAGCCCAUAAACUUUUUUAUUGUAAACAUGGCUAUUUCCGAUCUUCUCUUCCCGAUUUUCCUUUUCACCCCAAAGCUUAUGGUGCUGCUUAACAACGGUCCUUGGAUAAUCAGUGGUGUUGUUGGUCAGAUGUCAUGCAAGCUGCGUCAUUUUCUUACAGAUGUCUCCUCGUUUGUAUCCAUCCAGAGUCUGAUUCUGAUAGCAGUGGAUCGAUUUGGAGCUGUGAUGUUUCCUCUUCGUUCUCCACUAAUCGGUUCAAAACUGUGCCGUCUCUUCAUUCUGGGCACUUGGAUCGUUGCGAUGGCUAUCCAGUCUCCAUUCCUCUUCGCCCAAAAACUCGUUGACAAUAAAGAACGAGUACGGUGCGUUUUGAGAUGGGAAGAAACCUUUGGAAAUUCGUCGUCUUUCGAAAUCUACGCUUUAGCAGUUAUAAUUUUAAUGUUCUGUCUUCCUUUGGUUUUGAUCACCUUACUUUAUCUCUCCAUUCUCCUUAAACUCAAGACCCAGGCGAUUCCUGGCGAGGGAUCAGACAAUGCGAGAGAACAACGUGAAAAAAGAGAGCGGAAUGUGCUGAAGAUGUCCAUCGCUAUCUUGACAGUGUUUACAAUAUGCUGGCUACCACAUAAUAUCUACUGGUUCAUAGACUUAUUUCCGCCGGAAAAAAUCGUUUUAACGUCGUGUAGUUUCCGUCACUUCGGGUCGAUUGCGUUCCUUCUGGGUAGCGCAAAUUGUGCUAUAAACCCUUGCGUAUGUUUCAUUUUCAGUGAAAAUUAUCGGCGUGGUCUCAAGAAUCUUUUUUGUUGCGCAACUACAUCUCAGGCGUAA
Messenger RNA from Pocillopora meandrina, 969 nucleotides. NCBI's taxonomy places the organism in Eukaryota, Metazoa, Cnidaria, Anthozoa, Scleractinia, Pocilloporidae. The record is from the annotation of a GenBank genome assembly.